Arachis ipaensis is the source of this 755-nucleotide messenger RNA. The record is from RefSeq and is a predicted model, not a curated record. NCBI's taxonomy places the organism in Eukaryota, Viridiplantae, Streptophyta, Magnoliopsida, Fabales, Fabaceae.
AUGGCCAAAACGACGCCGUAUGAAUCCCCCACUUCAUACCCAUCAUCUCAGACUUCUUCUUCUUCUUCUUCUUCUUCUUCCAUGGCAGUUUCAUCGUGCCCUUUCUUCCUCUCUCGUCUCAUAGACCUCUCACUCCACAACCAUCUCCACCCUCUAAAAUCUCCACUCCCUUCUCCUCCCAUAUUCCUCCGCCGCCGCCUUCUAACCACCCGCUGCCUCGUCUCCAGCGGUAGCGUUGACGGCUUCUUCUCCUCCGACGACCUCGUUUUCACUUGCAAGUCCACCUUCGACCGAGGCUUCACCGUCAUCGCCAACAUGCUCCGCCGAAUCGAGCCUCUUGAUAACUCUGUCAUCUCCAAAGGUGUUUCUGACUCCGCCAGAGACUCCAUGAAGCAAACCAUUUCCACCAUGCUAGGGUUACUCCCUUCCGACCAAUUCUCCGUUACUGUAACCGUUUCCAAGCAACCACUUCACCGUCUUCUUGUCUCUUCAAUCAUCAUUGGGUACGCCAAUUUCUACCUCCAAUUGUUUUCUUUCUAUGAUUUUCUUGAUUAAUUUGUAAUUUGGAUCCAUGCGUGUUCGGCUUUAGGUUAAUUUUGCAAUAAAAAAGGGGCAAAUUUUGGUUUUUUAUUUUUUAUUUUUGAACUGUUCAAGUUGAAUUCAUCAUGCUCGACUUAGUUGUUCAGCUGCCUAUAGUUCAUUUCACUCUGAUUAUUAUAAGAUGAUUUGGAUGAGUUUGGUUUUUUAUUGAUUUU